This is a messenger RNA of Laccaria bicolor S238N-H82, 1596 nucleotides long. Its product is annotated as epsin domain-containing protein. The transcript is spliced from 9 exons. Bases 1 to 1596 code for a protein of 531 amino acids. Gene Ontology annotation, molecular function: phospholipid binding; clathrin binding. Lineage: Eukaryota; Fungi; Basidiomycota; Agaricomycetes; Agaricales; Hydnangiaceae. Gene Ontology annotation, cellular component: endosome; clathrin vesicle coat; plasma membrane. The record is from RefSeq and is a predicted model, not a curated record. Gene Ontology annotation, biological process: Golgi to endosome transport; endocytosis.
AUGGACAGACUUGAGUCGCUCUCGACGACUCUUCAAAACAUUACCCUCUAUGACAUCAAAAGCAUGUACAACCAGGCCAAGAACGUCGUCCUCAACGUGAGCGAGAUGGAGGCCAAGGUCAGGGAGGCUACCAACGACGAUCCCUGGGGCGCGAGCUCGACGCUGAUGCAAGAGAUUGCGCAAGGGACAUUCAGCUUCCAACACUUCAAUGAAAUUAUGCCCUGCAUAUAUGCCCGAUUCAUGGAGAAGGAGGCUAGGCAGUGGCGGCAGAUAUACAAGGCUCUCCAACUCCUUGAAUACCUCAUCAAACACGGAUCAGAACGUGUGGUUGAUGAUGCUCGUUCACAUAUAUCCACCCUCAAAAUGCUUAGAAACUUUCAUUAUAUUGAUGAUAAGGGCAAGGACGAAGGCAUAAAUGUCCGUAACCGAUCUCGGGAACUCGUCGAACUCUUGUCAGACGUAGAGAAAAUACGUGGUGAACGCCGAAAAGCUAAAACAAACAAGAGCAAGUACGUUGGUGUUGGCAACGACGGCAUGACCGGUAUGUCGUUUAGUGGUUCUGGAGGGCGAUAUGGUGGCUUCGGCAGUGAUAGCCUUGGAGGUGGCAGUGGCUCUAGUUACGGAAACGACUAUGGAGGGGGAGGUUCAUACGGCGCUGGUGGUAGCGGCAAUGCGGGUGGAUUCAGCGACAACAACGGUCGACGUGGGUACGAGGAAUACAAUGCUGGAGACGACGAGGUUCCGCACACCACUACACCUCCAACUCUUCGCUCCUCGAACUCAAUUCGCAAUACCACAAGGAAAGCUAGUGCCCCUGCCGCACCUCCUCCUGCACCAGUGGAAGACCUGCUAGGGGGAUUUGACGAUGAUACCUUCAGCACCCCUGCCCCCGCCCCAUCUUUGGCCACCAACAAGGCGCUUCCUGUUGUCUCGAAAGCUGUAGUUACCCUUGAUGACGAUGACUUUGCAGACUUCCAAGCAGCCCCAGUUCAAUCUGCACCUGCCGUUGCACCCGCUCCAACAACGAAACCGAACCUCAUGGAAAUGCUCAACUCUUCCCCAGCACCUCCAGUCAUGUCCACUACUACCACCAAUUACGGCCAGCCUUCAGCCGGUUUUCGUAACAUGGGCACGGGUUUCAACAACAUGGGGAUGGGAGGACGCAUCGGAGCAGGACAUCGUCCAUCCCCUUCAGUCUCCUCCCAGUCAUCGCAGUUUUCCUCUCCACUCGUCCCCCAACAAACGUCGUCGCAGAACUUCUUUGGCGGUGCGCCGAUGAAGCCAUCCACACCCGUAGGAGGAGCAGGAGGACGCCCUGCCUCCACGCAGCCUGCGGCCGCGAAACCGAGCGCGAACUUUGACGAUCUGUGGUCUCUUUCCCUUGGAAGUUCGGGGGCGACGAAGCCUGGUACUGGUCCUGCCAAUCCGAAAUCGAUAAAGGACUUGGAGAAGGAGAAGGCGUUGGCUGGGCUGUGGGGUGGUACAAGUGAUCUCAAUACGCGUGGUGCUAUGGGUGGUGGGUUUGGGUCUUUUGGUGGUGCUGGCGGUACGAGCUCUUCUUCGAAUGCGGGUGGAGAUGAUUUGUUGUUGUUGUAG